CGGGUAGAAGUAAAUGAAAUGUUUACGAAAAUAAAAUGAAAUAAUUUACAGACCGAUUAAAAUCACAAGGAAGUAAAUAUCAAGCGAUUCUAAACGCUUAAUAAAAGUGACGCUCUAUUUCUAUUGAAAAACAAAUUUAAAUAAGACUUUUUGGGGGAUUUUGUUGUGGAAAAAAGGAAAACUAUUUAUGUUUGAAGAUAUUUAGCCAGAACGCCAGUUGUCGUCUGUGUGUACCGGAAAUCAUCAAAAUGAUGAUAAAAGAAGCAAAGAAGAAUAUUUUUGUGCACAUUGCACCAGUGUUUGUUAUGAUAAUUUGUUUCAAUUCUAUUGGAUUAACGGACGCUGAUUUACUUCUAGAGGGGGAUGUCACAAUUGCUUCUAUACUUGAUAUACAGGAUGUGACUGAUGGUAAUUGUGGAGAUAUUAAUGUACCAUCGGUAAUGGUCAUGGAAGCUAUACGAUGGUACCUUGAAAAAGUCAACAGCGAUGAAACACUCCCUUUCAAACUAGGAUUAUCAUAUUACAAGACAUGUGGGAAUACUGGACUAGCUGGACAACAUGCCGUCGACAUAUUAUCAAAGUACCGGAUGGCAAGAGUUACCAAUUCUUCCGAAGACUUCAUAGUUGGCGUGCUUGGCCCAAGCUACAGUUCUGAAGCUCAAAUUGUUUCAUCCAUUCUUGGGUCCCAGCUACCUUCGGAGAGGUUAAUACAAUUAGGAUAUUCCUCUACAUCGACCGUAUUGAACGACAGAAUCCGAUAUCCUAAUUACUACAGAGUCAUCUCAGAGGAUGGUAUCCAAAUAACUACAAUGGUUCAUUUGAUGAAAUCUCUGGAAUGGAAUCGAAUCGCCGUGGUAUAUGAGAAUGACACAUAUGGUAGAAUUGGUGCAGAGUCACUGGAUAUCGAAGCAGCUAAAAAUAGCAUAUGCAUAUCUCGGUCGUAUCCAAUCACAUUAGACAGCUCAAGGAAUGUUCAUUUAUCGCAGCUCAAUGACAUCAUUGAAAAAAUUGCUGUAUUGUCUCCGAGCGUGCAGGGUGUUGUUUAUAUUGGCGGAAAAGUUGUGGCUAAUAAAAUCUUUCAAAUUAUAAAUAACCUACACUCAUCUGAAGUUCCUAUAUUCAUUGUGUCAGAAGCAACUCAGUUGCAGCUCGAUGUUUUUAAAUCUGCUGGUAGUGGUAUUCUUUCAGAUGCAAAGGGAACUCUUGUUGUUUCAGCCCCAUAUUCAGAGGAAAAGGACUUUAAAAGUUAUUGGAAUUCAUUAUUUACGAAUAUUGAAAAAUUACGUAACGCAUCAGGAGUGAAUCCAUAUCUUUUUGACGUAUUUGAAGCGUACAGUGGAUGUGACAUCAGGAAGGGGUCAUGUCUGCCGCUAACAGACGCCGAUGUAAACGCAAAAGCCUCCCCACAAUCUGUGUAUGUAAAUUAUGGGGUACUUGCAACGCAUACGCUUGUUGAAGUUUUGAAAAAAGUUUCUGCUAGAAUAUGCAAUGGUGAAUGCUCUUCUGUACAGGAGUUUAAGGAUAACUUUAAACCAGGUCAAGUCAUAUUCGAAAUGGACAAUCUUACAGUAUCAUACAAUGGUAUCUCUCUUGCUUUUACAAAAGAUUCUCCAAAUGGCAAAGUAGGACCGAAACAAAAUAUUUAUGAGGUCUACAAUUAUAGAGAAGGAGAAGAAAGUAAUGCAUUUGAGCUUGUCAAUGUCGGUUACAUGACUAACGAUGAGUUUGUGUUAAAUAAGGACGAUAUUCGGGAUUACGCCUCUGAUGGAUCUGAGAGAAAAUAUCCAAAUGUCAGGAAAGGUCAAUGCCCAAUAAAACAAGUUUGUGACGAAUGCAUUAGGAGUGAUUUGGCUGAGGUAGAUUUUCACAUUCCCGGGGAUUUUUAUAUUGUCGGGAUUGUGUCAAUCAACAAUCGUGCAAUACCAGGGCCACAAGGAUGUGGGUCAGUUAGAACCAGGCACGGGUAUCAGAUGUUUCUUACCCUACAGUUUGUCCUGGAAGAGUUUAAGAUACGAAGCUGGUAUGAUCAAUACGUCAAGAACUUUGCCGGACACAGUAUAGGAGUCAUUGUCAUCAAUAGCUGUAACAACGAUUUGGAAGUAGUCCGAAAAAUUCUUACACUACAUUCUGAAGGAUUAAAAUUACCUAAUGGUGACACUCUUGACAUAAAGAAUAGAAUUCUGGGUUAUGUUGGCGGUCAGUCUACCGACGUCAGUGCACCGGCGGCAGAACAGCUGACAAAGCUAAAGUUUGUCCAGGUUAGCUACUCAUCGACCAAUCCUAUACUAAGCAACAAGGACCUCUACCCGUACUUUUUAAGAAUCAUAACACCUGAUAAUGUACAGGCCAAGGCAAUGAUAGACAUUGUAAAAGAGCUAAAAGGGAAAUACAUACAGAUAGUUUAUAGUGAAGGGGCAUACGGUGAAGGUGGCUAUGAAGCUGUCAAAGAAGCAGCAGCUGCGGCCCAAAUUUGUAUUGCACAGUCUAUUCUUGUGAAAGAAAAAGAUCGUUAUUACGAGUACUUCGAGACUCUGAGGAAGAAACCACAUGCCAAGCUUGUCAUAGUAUUCCUUCGUUCACACGUGGUAGGGCCUUUUAUGCGUGACAUGGAGGAGGGAGAAAUGAAACGCGGAGAUUUUCAAUUCAUUGGUUCUGAAGCUUGGGGAAAGAACUCAGAGAUAUUAGACUAUAAAAAGAACAAAGGAUCAAUAACCGUUGCAGUUGAAAUGGAUAAAAAUACUUAUUUAGAAGAAUUUCUGAAACAUCAAAUUCCAACAUUCAACAUGACAAAUCCAUGGCUUGAAGAAUACAUCCAAAACAGACAGAAGUGCCAUUUUGACUGGAGCUUUAAUAAAAAGUAUGAAGCGAAAUGCACGGAAGAAAAUUUACCAAUCUCAGAUGUUGAUUUUGAAUCGGACCCUUGGUGCAUUUUUGUCUUCAACACCAUGAUCUCGUUUUUAAAAGGAGCUGCCAACUUUUAUGAUAAGAAAUGUGGAAAGUCUUCAAGCAAAACACUAUGUGAGGAUUUCGUCAACCAUCCCGAAGAUUUUGUUGAAGUAAUGAAACAAGUCAGAAUGAACAUAUAUGGAUCUGGAGAUAUUUUGAUUUAUGACAAAAAUGGAGACGGUCUUAUGGGAUAUAAAGUCUACAAUAUUAAAACCACAGCGGAUAAACAAUCGAUGACAUACACUCCGGUUGGCUCUUAUAACGGAGGCCUGGUAUUCGAGAAGGAUAAUGUUGAAUAUCCGACCGAUGCUACGAUUGUGUCUUCGUGCCCCAAUGAACAAGCAUGCAAGCCCUGUCAACCUGAUCCUGGACCUAGGCCUGUUACAGUUUCUCCACCGGAAUCCUAUUUGACACUUAUUCUCGGCAUUAUUAUUGCAGUGUGCGGCGUCAUAAUCAUAGUUUUAAUUGUAGUUAUUAUUUUGAAAUUCCGCAAAAACAAACAACCAAGAGAUAGUACAUACCUGACUCCACAUGGCUUGAAUAGUACAUACCUGACUCCGAAUGGCUUGACUGCCAGUAUGGGGUCUGACUGGAUGUAUGAAGGUGAAAGACAAGUAGGGGAAGGAGCCCACCAAAGUGAUGGAAGUGAAAUUAUUCCUGAGGAAAAGUUUUGAAACCUUCACCUUCAAUAACUAUAUUAUCUUUUCUCACUUCGAAAAUAAAACAGCGAACCAUACUGUUACACUAAGCAUUUUAGUUAGCAUUAUACCAUGCCAUUGUACUUAGCAUUCACGUAACCAUUUUGCCAUACCUUAGUACUGAAGAUUCACCCAACUACUAUAUCAUACCUUUGUACUUAAAACUCACUUAAUCGGUUUGUACAAUUUCUUUGAAGAUUAGGAUUGUAGCUAUAUUCUGAAACUGAAAUUGUUUUUGUUUAUCUGUUUGUUGUUUAUAAAUGUACUUGUUUUAUACGUAUGUUGUUCUACCGGUGAUAGUUCUCUGAAAAUGUUUCAAUUAAAAAAAAAAAAUAUAAAGAACUAUGAAAAGCAAAAAUUAUGACCAUACCGGUUUCAAAACUAUUUAUGUUUUUAAACUGAUAUGAGUUUGGGUAUUACACAUUUUGAAAUUAUUUAACAUAUUUUUGUGGUGUUGUUUUGUUUCUUUAAAACAAAUCAAUUUUAGAACAUUAAAAUGUACAUAUUCUUACACAUGCUUUCUAGUGUCAAAUUAUAUCGUUCUUAUCAUAUACUGUGUAUUGUAUGUUAAGCGUCCAAUUAAUAAAUUUUUAAGAAGAAAAUAUUA
Messenger RNA from Ruditapes philippinarum (Manila clam), 4251 nucleotides. RefSeq lists its product as uncharacterized. Gene Ontology annotation, cellular component: membrane. The record is from RefSeq and is a predicted model, not a curated record. Gene Ontology annotation, biological process: G protein-coupled receptor signaling pathway. Lineage: Eukaryota; Metazoa; Mollusca; Bivalvia; Venerida; Veneridae. Gene Ontology annotation, molecular function: adenylate cyclase inhibiting G protein-coupled glutamate receptor activity. The transcript is spliced from 16 exons. The coding region runs from base 249 to 3620 and encodes 1123 amino acids.